AUGGCGACGAUGCCUGCGCCCGAUGCGAGGAAUUUCAUGGGGCUGAUGAAGAACCUGGAGAAAGGGUUCAACUUCACCAUUAGGUACGUCGACCAGCUGGAUGCCGAAAUCAACACCACGCUAGUGUCCGUGGGACAGAAUUCAAACGACCUUGACACAGCAUGGAUAGUUCUGUGUGGUGCCCUCGUCUUCUUCAUGCAGGCCGGCUUCGCCAUGCUCGAAGCCGGUAUCGUCCACCCCAAGAACGUCACCAACAUCCUCUUCAAGAACAUGAUCGACGCCUCCAUCGCGGCCAUCGCCUUCUGGCUGCUGGGCUACGGCUUCGCCUUCGGGUCGGACUCGGGCGGCUUCAUCGGCAAGUGCGGGAGCGAGUGCUACUUCGGCUUGAAGGACGUCUACAACGGAGCAGGAGACGGCAUGGGUAGCUCGGACGGGUGGGAGAAGUGGUUCUUCCAGUGGGCCUUCGCGGGAGCCGCGGCCACCAUCGUGGCUGGGGCUGUGUGCGAGCGGACGAAGCUGGAGGCGUACUUCAUCUACUCGGUGUUCUUGAGCACCUUCAUGUACCCCGUGAUCGUGCACUGGGUGUGGGGGUACGGGUGGCUGUCGGCGUGGGGAGCGUAUCCUGACUCCAACGGGGUAGCUCGGCCCAUCUUCAACAAGGACACGCGGUCCAACGGCUUGAUCGACUUUGCGGGGUCAGGAGUCGUGCACAUGGUAGGAGGCUUCUGCGGGCUGGUCGGGGCGAUCAUCGCGGGAGCUCGUCGAGGACGCUUCGGGCCCGACGGGUCGGUCAACACGCUCUUCGAAGGGAACAACACGCUGCAGGCGCUGGGAGUGUUCAUCCUGUGGUUCGGGUGGUACGGCUUCAACUGCGGGUCGACGCUCAUGAUCUCGGGAGGAGCCGCCAACGUAGCCGGGAAGGUGGCGGUGAACAUGACGAUCUCGGCGGCGUCAGCAGCGAUCACGGCGACGUUCCUGGCCAAGGCCCUCCAAGGACACUACAACAUCUCGAUGGGGCUCAACGGAGUGCUGGCGGGGCUGGUAGGGAUCACUGCCAACUGUGCGGUCGUCGAUCCAUGGAUGGCCUUCCUCAUCGGGUUUGGAGCAGCAAUCAUCCUGCUUGCUGGCCACUCUCUCCUCCUCUACCUUCGCAUCGACGAUCCUUGCGACGCCUCGGUCGUGCAUGGCUUCUGCGGCAUGUGGGGCAUCUGGGCGACCGGCAUCUUCUGCACGGACAAGAACGUGCAGUAUGCGGGCUACCCCAACGCCAACGAGGCUUGCGGCAGCGGCGAGCAGUUCGGAGUGCAGGUGGUGGGAAGCUUGGUGAUCGCAGCAUGGACGAUCGGGAUGUCGGUGAUGCUGUUCCUGUUCAUCGACAAGACGAUCGGGAUCCGAGUGAGCGCUGAGGUAGAGGAGGACGGGCUGGACGCCUCAGAGCACGGCAUUGACUAUAUCCUUCCUAUGCUGCCGAACCGGACGGUAUCCAGCAGUCAGAGACAGCAAACGUGCAGUCUUUGA
This is a messenger RNA of Guillardia theta CCMP2712, 1518 nucleotides long. Its product is annotated as ammonium transporter. Gene Ontology annotation, cellular component: membrane. Gene Ontology annotation, molecular function: ammonium channel activity. The transcript is spliced from 5 exons. The record is from RefSeq and is a predicted model, not a curated record. Bases 1 to 1518 code for a protein of 505 amino acids. Lineage: Eukaryota; Cryptophyceae; Pyrenomonadales; Geminigeraceae. Gene Ontology annotation, biological process: ammonium homeostasis; ammonium transmembrane transport.